Ectocarpus sp. CCAP 1310/34 is the source of this 1893-nucleotide messenger RNA. Lineage: Eukaryota; Phaeophyceae; Ectocarpales; Ectocarpaceae. The record is from the annotation of a GenBank genome assembly.
AUGGCGGUGGAGCGGAAGGUGGAGCUGUGGUUCAGGCGGGGCCUAGCGGACUUGUGUGUCAACCUGCUUGAAAAGCAGUUACCGAAAGACCCUAUCGUGCGGUUGUCCAAGUGGAACAAGCUCGACUUAUCCGACGACCAGAAAAGACGCAUCGGCGAGCUGUCGGACUCGAUUUUCAGAGAUGCCGAGGAGAUGCAUGUCGGAGAUAGUGUACGGUUGUACACUCGCGCAGGGAAUGACUGCGUCGGCGAGGGGUGUAUCGUGGAGCACACAGACGAGACCUGGGGGACAACGGGGAUCUACCUGGUGCCUCGUCGUGCUACACGAGGUUUCGCCCGGCGCUGGGCUGUACACUUGGAUAGGGUGCACGUGCCCCGCGCAAAGGCCUUGUACCCAGACGCCACCGAUCGCCGUGGUGAUCCCGCCACUGCGCAGCUUGCAAGCCGGGUGGACAGCGUCAUCCUGUGGGAUGCAAGCCGCUUGCGGAAGAUGACUGCUACCCCAUCAGCAGGAGCAGCAGGUGCGCCAGCAGGAGCGCCAGAAGUAUCGCCAGCAGCAACGCCACCAGGAGCACCAGCGGGCGCGCCAGCAGGAGAGGCAGCACGGGCGCCAGCAGAAGAGGCAGCCACUAGCAGCGAGCACGUAGAGGCGAGCACAGUGUCCUGCGAAAGGAGCGGGCUGAGGGCGACAAAUGGUGGCGGCAAGGAAGGUGCGGGUGGCCUGACCGACGAGAGACAAGCAACAGCGAGUGGGAAUUCCGCGGGUUCGGGUGGCUUGACCGAUGAGAGACAAGCAGCAACAGCGCGUGGGGGUGAUGACGAGGAGGCCGAGGUGCUUCUCGACGUCACCGCAGACAUGUCCAGCGCAGAAGUUGAAGAGCUACUAUUUCUCAAGUUGAAAGCACUCGACCAACGCAAUUACGCGUUGUUGCGCCUUGCAGCGGGUGAGGUGAGUAAACUCAUCCUCAAGAGCCACGGCGCGUGUCGUGCGUAUUUGGCACGGUUGAGAGACGAGUUUUUCAAGGUGAACGCGGAAGAUCUCGCGGCGGUGGAAGCAGCCCUCCGCCAGGCGGGCAUGAGCAAGGAAGAGGUGGAAGCCAAAAAGGGCAAGGAUUGGGUUUUAUUCCUCAAGCGAUGCCGAAGGUUGAUCCCACGGCCAGCAGAGCUGCUCAAGCGUUUUGACGUGGUCAACAACCUGUACGGUGGGCUUCUUGACAAGAAAACGAAGCAGCCACUGUUUCGAGCGGAAGCUCUGGAGGCUAUCAAGCGUCUUCGAGUACACAUCAUGAACGAUUGUUGUAGUGACGCUCCGAACGAGGCACUGUACUUCGAGGCAGGGAAGGAUGCUGAGACUCUCUGCCCGUUGUUUCGCUGUAUUCGAGGUACCAACGACCUAGAGGGGUUCCACCUGCACAUGCGCUUGCUGGUCGCGUGGUGCAUUUCUCCCAGGCUCGCCCAUCUUCUUCUCCUCGAGUACAACUACAGGUGGAACCUACGCCAGAGUAUGAAGAACCGUGGCCUCGAUGAGGCCGUCGGGGGGUUCUACGACCAACCAAUCCUUGAGGCCAUCCAGAGGAUGACUUCCAAGCUGUACGGCAAGGCGAAGUACUCCCAAUGGCUGCCGACGAGCGCAUACGGUGACACCGGGGAGCGCAGUGGGUUCGUCCGGAGCAUUUUCCCAUCAGAAGUGGGCGGAGGAGGUACGGACUCGGUCUUGGAGAUACUGGGUGGGGCGGAGAACAGCAGCAUGGACCCCGCGUCUGUGGAAGAGGCGGUUCCGCUCCCUGAGCUUACGGGAUCGGCCGCCAGGCUAGCAAAAAUGCAAGGAGUGCAGGUGCCGCACAUGCCGGUGACCAGUGCCGCUGAAAACUCAAAGUUCGGCGACAUUGGUUGA